This is a messenger RNA of Penicillium crustosum, 729 nucleotides long. RefSeq lists its product as uncharacterized. The coding region runs from base 1 to 729 and encodes 242 amino acids. The record is from RefSeq and is a predicted model, not a curated record. NCBI's taxonomy places the organism in Eukaryota, Fungi, Ascomycota, Eurotiomycetes, Eurotiales, Aspergillaceae. The transcript has a single exon.
AUGAACAACGUCACACUUAAACUCCGCCAGAAGCGGUCCAUGGCGCGCCUUCUUAAUCAAGGCCGCUCGAUUCUCGACUACAACUUAGACCCAAACGCCUUCAUCCUCCCCCGGUGGAUCCUGGUGCCCCCUGAGGUGCGGAAUGCCAUGCUCACCCUCCACUACAAAGCCAUGGUAGCAGUCUACGGCAUGAAGAGUCUCAUGAUCGCCCGCGACCACCGCUACUUCGAGCUAUGCCCCAAAGACAUGGGCCCCGCUGUCUACCAGCUCCAUCAAUCCUCCAUGCGUCGUCUCCUGGAAUGGAAAGAGGAUUGGAACUUCGCCGACCCGACCCUUGCAGCCUCUGCCAAAAUCCCCCGCAACACCCUGCAGUUCUGCGUUGACUCGAUCGCCUACGGAAAGUUUGCCUGCGAUUAUACCGACAGGAUUGACGUCUUUAUGUCUGGUCCUUUCCAGAGCUGGCGUCAGUUUCGUACGGAAGUCGGGCACUUGGCCUUCCGUCUCAUGAGCCAUAGUCCCCACGACUAUAACGAGUGGCGUGCCUGGUGGGAGGGCAAGUUUGCUGAUGACAUGUGGAAAUGGGAGGUUUGCCUCGAGGGCAUGAUCCUUCCUACCUGGGAGGAGAUUAUCGAUGAUGUUUACCUGAUGAUCAAUGAUCGAGUUGAGGAUGCCCAAGAGUUGGCCAACUCGUUCUACAUUAGCAACCUGAGGGUGGAUUCGACAACUUAG